AUGGGUAGCGCGCGCCUGCUCGACGGCCUCGUCUUCCUGCUCAUGUGCUACUUCAUGCUCAUGAACGUCACCGUCGAGCGGAGCUACUGCCACGCGCCCAUCACGCGCGAGUCGACGUGCUUCCUCUGCCAGGAGACCGUCGACUUCUGCGAGGCGAACAACCCGCUCUUCCUCGAGCGGCCGGAGUGGAUGCGCCUCGCGACGUGCUUCAGCGCGUACGGCUUCCUCCCGUUCUACGCGAUCAUCGCGCUCGCGUGCCUGACGGACGGCUGGAAGGAGAAGCGGUUUCGCGUGCCCAUCCUCCUGUUCCUGGGGGCGAAGCUGAACGCGCUCCUGUUCUACCACGCGAUGGAGUUCCUCUCGCAUGCGCCGCCGCAGAACCUCGUCGCCUACUUUGGCGUCGAGGGGCCCUACCUCGUCUCGAUCGCGCUGGCCGCCCCCGCCCUGAGCGAGUACGAGCAGCUGCGCGUGGCGAACAUCUUGCGCAACGCGGCGGAGCUCAAGCGCCUCGGCCUCGACGUCGCGGCGCACACCAUGGCGGCCCUGGGCAAGCAGGCGCCGACGGCGCGCACGCAGAAGCGCGCCGUGCGGCCCAAGGGCGCGCCGCCGACGCGGCGGUCCCUGCGCGCGGCGAAGCUGCCCGCGCCGGAGUACAAGGAGCCCACGGGGUCGGCCGCGCGCGCGCUCGACGCCGAGGUCGACGACGAGGGCCGCGUCGCCGCGCCCGGCGGCCGGCGCAAGCGGGCGAAGACGGAGGCCUACGCGCCGCCCGCGAACCCGUCGUCCAUCAAGAAUUUAGACGUCGACUUGGACGGCCUGCGCGAGCGCUACCUCGGCAAGAUCAUCCCGCCGAUGGGCGGCCAGGUGAAGCGGGCGGUCAUGGAGGCGGCGUCGGCCGGCGGGCCGCCGACGUUCAGCCGCAUGUCGGGCAUCCAGGAGUGGCGCAACUGCGUCAUGCUCUUCGUCAACGUCUACGGCGAGGGCUACAAGAACUCCUUCGUCGGCGGCGGCACGGAGAUCACGUGGUUCGCGCAGCCCCGGCAAUGGGAGGGCACGCCCGUGGUCCAGCGCUUGAUCAACUGCGACGGCGGCGUCGUCGAGGACGACGAGACCGGCGAGACGUCGACCUUCGAGGAGACGCCCGUGCUCCUCUUCUGCCGCGACGAGGGCCAGGGCUACGUCUACUGCGGCGAGCUGAGCUACCUCGGCCACGACCCGGACCGCAUCCCCAUCCGCUUCGUCUGGAAGCUCGACGACUACGACCUCAUCAAGGGCACGGCCGAGUUCAAGUCCCUCGUGGACAACUGCCACAACCUCCUCCAGUCGCCCGUGUGA
Aureococcus anophagefferens is the source of this 1335-nucleotide messenger RNA. RefSeq lists its product as hypothetical. The coding region runs from base 1 to 1335 and encodes 444 amino acids. Lineage: Eukaryota; Pelagophyceae; Pelagomonadales; Pelagomonadaceae. The transcript is spliced from 2 exons. The record is from RefSeq and is a predicted model, not a curated record.